Suncus etruscus (white-toothed pygmy shrew) is the source of this 3995-nucleotide messenger RNA. RefSeq names its product formin binding protein 4 (gene FNBP4). The coding region runs from base 41 to 3124 and encodes 1027 amino acids. NCBI's taxonomy places the organism in Eukaryota, Metazoa, Chordata, Mammalia, Eulipotyphla, Soricidae. Gene Ontology annotation, molecular function: protein binding. The record is from RefSeq and is a predicted model, not a curated record. The transcript has 17 exons.
UCUAAACGCUCGCGUGUGUGGCUUCGCGCCCAGGCUCGCGAUGGGGAAGAAGUCUCGGGCGGUCCCGGGUCGCAGGCCGAUCUUGCAGCUCUCUCCGCCGGGCCCGCGGAGCAGCACGCCGGGUCGGGACCCAGAGCCGGAUCCUGAUCCCGAACCGGACGCGACGGCGGCGCCCAGUGUGGCGGUGGUGGCGGCGGUGCCCACGAGCACAACGAGCGCGGCCGCGGCCCCUGCCGCCGCCGCCUCGGCCUCAGCGCCGGAAGAGUUGCCUUCCGAGGAAGAUGAACAGGAAGUGGUGGUGGAGGCUCCCAGAGUUGUUCCUGCUCCUCCCAAACCAGUCAUGACCACUAGACUCACCGCUGUUAAAGCAACAGGAGGUCUAUGUUUACUUGGUGCAUAUGCUGACAGUGAUGAUGAAGAGAGUGAUACUUCAGAAAAACCAGCACAACCCAAAGAGGGGAAUGGAAACCAGUCAGCAGAUAUUGAUAGUACAUUGGCCAACUUCCUAGCGGAGAUUGAUGCUAUAACAGCUCCUCAGCCUUCAGCUCCUAUAGGAGCUUCUGCUCCACCUCCAACUCCAACACCACCUCGACCAGAGCCAAAGGAAUCCACAUCUGCUCUUUCUUCCACUACUUCAAAUGGAACGGACUCAGCCCAGGCAUCAGGGUGGCAGUAUGACACUCAAUGUUCGUUGGCAGGAGUUGGAAUUGAGAUGGGAGAUUGGCAAGAAGUCUGGGAUGAAAACACAGGUUGUUACUAUUAUUGGAACACACAAACCAAUGAAGUGACUUGGGAGUUACCCCAAUAUCUUGCCACCCAGGUACAGGGAGUACAACAUUACCAACCCAGUUCUGUAACAGGUACUGAACCUAACUUUGUGGUAAAUACAGAUACAUUUACCAAGGAAAAGAAUGUUUCUGUGUCCAGUACGAAAAGUGGACCUGGCAUAAUCAAACGAGAAGUUAAAAAGGAAGUCAACGAAGGAAUUCAGGCACUCUCGAACAGCGAGGAGGAGAGGAAAGGGGUAGCAGCAUCACUGCUUGCACCCUUAUUGCCUGAGGGAAUAAAAGAGGAAGAGGAGAGAUGGAGGAGAAAAGUAAUAUGUAAAGAAGAACCCGUUACAGAAGUGAAAGAAUCAAAUACAGCAGUAGAAACAGCAGCAACUAUAGUGAAGACACAGGAAGUUUCAUUGGACGCUAUAGAAGACCCUUCUCAGGAGGAUCUUUGUAGUGUUGUUCAGUCUGGGGAAAGUGAAGAAGAAGAGGAGCAAGAUACCCUGGAACUGGAGCUGGUUUUGGAAAGGAAAAAAGCAGAAUUACGAGCUUUGGAGGAAGGAGAUGGUAGUGUGUCAGGGUCAAGUCCAUGUUCUGAUGUCAGCCAGGCAGCAUCUCAAGAUGGAAUGCGUAGAGUUAUGUCCAAAAGAGGAAAAUGGAAGAUGUUUGUUCGAGCUGCCAGUCCAGAAUCCACCAGCCGGGGUUCUAGCAAAACUGGACAAGAGACUCCAGAAAAUGGAGAAACUGUAACUUGUGCUGAAAAUUCUGAAAAAGUAGAAGAAAAUUCAGACAAAGAGCUUGAAGUAGAAGACUCUCCAGAGAAGUUAAAAGUACAAGCAGCACCUAAACUCGAGGAGGAACAGGAUCUGAAAUUUCAGAUCGGAGAACUGGCAAAUACCCUGACAAGUAAAUUUGAGUUCCUCGGCAUUAAUAGACAGUCCAUCUCCAACUUUCAUGUGCUCCUCUUACAGACUGAGACUCGGAUUGCAGAUUGGCGGGAAGGGGCUCUUAAUGGAAACUACCUUAAACGAAAACUACAAGAUGCAGCAGAGCAACUAAAACAGUAUGAAAUAAACGCCACUCCUAAAGGCUGGUCCUGCCACUGGGACAGGGAUCAUAGACGGUAUUUCUAUGUAAACGAACAGUCGGGCGAUUCUCAAUGGGAGUUCCCAGAUGGUGAGGAGGAGGAUGAAAGCCAAGCACAAGAAAAUAGAGACGAGACUCUUCCUAAACAGUCUUUGAAAGAUAAAACUGGAACUGACUCAAAUUCUGCCGACGCCUCCGAGAAUGCCACAGGUUCUCUUUGUAAAGACUCCUUUUCUGGUCAAGUUUCUUCUUCAUCACUCAUGCCACUCACUCCAUUCUGGACCCUUCUUCAGUCAAAUGUGCCUGUACUCCAGCCUCCGUUACCACUGGAAAUGCCGCCACCCCCACCUCCACCUCCAGAUUCCCCUCCUCCUCCUCCACCACCACCACCUCCUCCUCCAGCAGAAGAUGGAGAAAUCCAGGAGGUAGAAAUGGAGGAUGAGGGAAGUGAGGAACCUCCUGCCCCAGGAACAGAGGAGGAUACUCCAUUAAAACCUUCAGUGCAAACCACAGUUGUAACUAGCCAGAGUUCAGUUGAUUCUACCAUCUCCAGUUCUCCUUCUACUAAGGCAGUAAAGAGAAAAGCUGCAGAAAUCAGUACUGCAGUGGUUCAAAGAUCUGCUACCAUUGGUAGUUCUCCAGUUCUCUACAGCCAGUCAGCUUUAUCUGCAAGUCACCAGGCAACAGGGAUUGGUCAUGGGGCUGCUGGGAUUGGACACCAGGCCAUAUCAGUUAGUCAUCCAACAACAGGAAUGGGUCAUCAGCCCCGAGGAAUGAGCCUCCAGUCAAAUUACCUAGGACUGGCAGCAGCCCCUGCAAUUAUGAGUUACGCUGAAUGUUCUGUCCCAAUUGGAGUCACUACUUCGACUCUGCAGCCAAUCCAAGCCAGGAGUGCUGUUCCUUCCACAGCCAUUAUAGAACCUCCACCACCGCCACCUCCACCUCCACCUCCUCCACCACCACCUGCUCCUAAAGUACCACCACCUGACAAGACAAAAAAGGGAAAGAAGGAAAAGACGAAGAAGAGCAAAACUAAAAUGCCUUCUCUGGUAAAAAAGUGGCAGAGUAUCCAGCGUGAGUUAGAUGAAGAGGAGAACUCUAGUUCUAGUGAAGAGGACCGGGAAUCGACUGCUCAGAAGCGUAUUGAAGAAUGGAAACAGCAACAGCUGGUCAGUGGCAUGGCAGAAAGGAAUGCUAAUUUUGAAGCCCUUCCUGAAGAUUGGCGAGCAAGACUAAAGAGAAGAAAAAUGACACCAAACAGUUAAAUUUUCCCCCUAGUUUAUGUUCAGUUCAGAGUCUUAACCAGUUUUACUUGUCAAUAAACUAUAAAUGUUACUAGGGAGAACAUAAGAGCUUCCUGGAUAAGAACUUUCACAUUUUGUGAAAUGUAAGUUUUGUUUUGCUGAAAGAUAAGAUGAUGGAGUGCUUUGGCCUGGCUGCCUUGAUUCUCACUGGCCAGCUCAGCGGUUCCUGUCUGUUACGCUCAGCAGUUUGAACAGCUGUCUAGUAGUGACACCUCGGGGAAUGAGUGACCAAAAAUUCUUGCUUUCACUAGAGCUUUUUAAAUUCUUAAUAUGGCACCCUCAUUAACUUCUCCGAAACAAGUGCAAUUAAGGCAGCUUUGCAUUUGACCGUGUUUUACGGGUUAUCAGGAUCUCUUGCUGACCUCUUCGCCAUCCCAGAAGUGCUGAGGUAUGGCACUUUGUUCACCUUGUGCCCACCCAGGGGCCACCUCUGUCUUAUCUCACCAGUUCUAGAACAAACAGCUCAGACCUUUCACACAGUGGAAUAGUUGACAUUUGGUGGACAAGAGCAGCAACUAGCACUCAGACAGAGCCUUGAGUCUCUCCUCUUGUAUGUGGCUGUGAAUGUAAGCCAUUUUAUGUAUUGAUGUCUCCAUUGUCUUACCUUACCCCUAGAUCCACCUCCCUUCUAUGUGUGAAUGUAUUCUCCAUAAAAUUCCAGUAUUUAAAAAGCAGUUUACUGUUCUGAAUUUUCUAUUAUAUCACAAUCAGGUAAAAGUCACUUUAAACUGAAGAAAAGGCAAAUUGUAUUUUAAAACUCUUUGUAUUUCUCCAGUUUCUGACCAUGUAAAUUUGUAUAUAUUCACUAAUAAAGCUUUUUUUAUACUUCUUA